Messenger RNA from Danaus chrysippus (African queen), 582 nucleotides. The record is from the annotation of a GenBank genome assembly. Lineage: Eukaryota; Metazoa; Arthropoda; Insecta; Lepidoptera; Nymphalidae.
AUGACAACUCAAGUUAUUAAAUAUGUGGGUCGAACAACAAACUUCAAAGGCAAGACUUUAUGGGAGAUAGUAGGAAGUCUUAAAAAUUAUGGUGUAGGAAGGAUUAUAGUGAGAUCUGUAUUUAAUCGCUAUCCGGAACCCAGUUUUAUGAAAAUUGUAAAAGUUGAAACAUGUCCGGAUGAAGAAAGAAGGCGUGUAAGGGUUUGGGUUGAGAAGACUUUCAGAGGUAGAAAAUCACCCCAGUUAACAGAAAUCUAUAGAACCUCUUACAAGCCAGAUUACAAUCUGAUUCCUAAAGACGAAGAAUACAAAUUUUUAGAAGCUGUUAAGAGUAAUGAAUCAGAAGUAAUUCUUCCAAAUACCAUUGAAAUGCCACCUUUGAUGAAGAGAUUUAUUGUGAAAGAUCAUGAAAAGAAGGGAUUAGAGACUAUAAAGGAGUAUGUAUUACCCUUAUCAUACAACCAUAGCCCAAAUAGAGUAGCAAGAAUAGCCAAGGGUGAUGAAAAACCUACUGUUAAAUUUACUAUGGGUUUGGGCAAGCCAGCGAGUCCAUCAUUAUAUGAAGGUAUACCCUUACAAUAA